This is a messenger RNA of Drosophila persimilis, 654 nucleotides long. RefSeq lists its product as uncharacterized. Lineage: Eukaryota; Metazoa; Arthropoda; Insecta; Diptera; Drosophilidae. The coding region runs from base 1 to 654 and encodes 217 amino acids. The transcript is spliced from 3 exons. The record is from RefSeq and is a predicted model, not a curated record.
AUGAAACUCAUUGGCUUAGCAUCAUUUAUUUGCAUCUUUUCUUUUGUGGAAUACUCGGAAUCUUUACUCUGGCCAUCAUCCUCAAAUUUGGGUCUAACUCUUUCAGUUUCUACGCCCAUUGCCGAACUGUACCCAGAGCGUCGCAUACUAAUCGAUUGGUGUUUCGCCAUCUCCUACAACUAUCCAUACAAACUGUCCGAAUUCUACAGCAUACCCAUAUGGCCGGGCUUUGCCAAUAACAAAGCGAAACGUCAUGUGCCACAAUUGGAAGAAACGGAUGCCAACUUCUACACUAAAUACGGACACGAUGUGUUGUCGGGCAUACAUCCCAAGGAUUUCUCAGCUGCCGAGCUAUACGCCUUCCUCGAGGAUACGCUGGCGGGCUAUGGCUACCAUGAGACAUGCCUCCUGCGUAGUGUUUGCGAACUAGCCCAGCAUCCGUUCGAUGACAACCAUCAGCAUAUGCUGACUGAUUUUGUGACAUUUGUCCUAAGUCCCUCACAGCAUGAAGGAUUCCGGGAUGGUGAAACGGUCUACAAGCAGGCCUACGAGUUGGCCGAACAAGAUGGGUUCCUAGGCAGGGACUGCCAGCAGCUGUAUUCCCAUUGUAAGCACGAUAUCUUACAGCACAUAAGCCAAGUUAUAUUUCACUAG